Molecule: messenger RNA, 5501 nt
Organism: Sceloporus undulatus (fence lizard)
Lineage: Eukaryota; Metazoa; Chordata; Lepidosauria; Squamata; Phrynosomatidae
Gene: ANOS1
Product: anosmin 1
Exons: 14
Coding region: 140-2188 (682 amino acids)
Biological process (GO): neuron differentiation
Cellular component (GO): cell surface; extracellular region
Molecular function (GO): protein binding; peptidase inhibitor activity
Source: RefSeq, a predicted model, not a curated record
CCCCCUUCUUGGGGGGGGACCUUGGAGAGAGGGGAAGAAGGAGUGAACUUUUGGGGCUGAGUAGUUGCUCUCUGCUGCCGCGGAGGCUGCCUCUCCUCCUGCUGCUGGUUUCCCACCUUCCUUCUUUCAGCCGAGAGCCAUGAAGGAGCCCGGCGCGCCUUGGACCCUGCUGCUGCCGCUGCUCCUGGGGCUGAGGGCCUGCUGCCUGGCUGCUGGAGCCGGAGAAGCCUCCCCUUCCUCGCCUUUUUCCCGGAGGCACGACGAGCCCUUCUCGGUCUCCGGAGCCCGCUGCACCUCCAGGUGCCUCAGCCUCCAGAUCACCCGCAUCUCCGCCUUCUUCAAGCAUUUCCAGAAUAAUGGUUCCUUGGUCUGGUGCCAGAAUCACAAACAGUGCUCAAAGUGUCUGGAACCCUGCAAAGAAUCCUGGGACUUGAAGAAAAACCAUUGCCAAAGUUUCUGUGAGCCUCUUUUCCCCAAGAAGAACUAUGAAUGCCUAACUAGCUGUGAAUUCCUCAAAUACAUCCUCUCGGUGAAGCAAGGAGACUGCCCAGCACCUGAGAAGGCCAGUGGCUUUGCAGCUGCUUGCGUUGAAAGUUGUGAGGCUGACAGUGAAUGCUCUGGUGUGAAAAAAUGCUGUUCCAACGGAUGUGGACAUACUUGCCAAGUACCAAAAAACCUGUACAAAGGGGUCCCUCUGAAACCCAGAAAAGAAUUAAAAUUUAAUGAGCUUCAAUCUGGACAGCUGGAGAUUAAAUGGUCUUCAAAAUUCAACAUCUCAAUUGAACCUGUGCUCUAUGUGGUACAAAGGAGAUGGAACUAUGGAAUUCAUCCCAGUGAAGAUGAUGCUUCCAUUUGGCAAACAGUGGCACAGACUACAGAUGAGAGACUACAACUAUCUGAUAUCAGGCCAAGCAGGUGGUACCAGUUUCGAGUGGCUGCCAUUAAUGUGCAUGGAACACGAGGCUUCACAGCUCCCAGCAAGCACUUCCGCUCUUCAAAAGAUCCAUCAGCUCCAUUGGCCCCAUCAAACCUUCGAAUAUCAAAUUCUACCAUGAACAGUGAUGGAACUGUAAAUGUACGGAUUAUCUGGGAUCUCUCAGAAGAACCUGACAUUCCAAUCCACCACUACAAAGUUUUUUGGAGCUGGACAGUCAACAGCAAGUCUCUGGUUCCAUCUAAAAAGAAAAGAAGGAAGACUACAGAUGGGUCCCAGAAUUAUGUAGUCCUUGAAGGCCUCCAACCCAACAGUAAUUACAUGGUGGAACUGCAGGCAGUAACAUACUGGGGUCAAAUACGUCUGAAAAGUGCCAAAGUGUCUCUCUACUUUAGUUCUACUCAGACAGCUGUUCACAACAAGGAACAGGCAUCUACAGUUGCAAAAGCACCUGAUGUCCCUCCAUCCUUCAAAGGAAGAAGACCUACUCGUCUUCUUGAAAUUGGAGUACCUUUUUAUCAAGAUGAUCAGCUUCAGGUCAAAGUCUACUGGAAAAAAACAGAAGAUGUAAGCAGUAGGAGUAGAUAUCAUGUCCAGUGGUUUGCAGAAUCUUGUGUGCACAAUGAUACAAAAGGACCUGAAAAGUCUGCUAGUACAACUUACGGAAACUAUAUAAUUCUUCAGAACCUGUCAUUUUCAUGCAAAUACAAAGUCACUGUUCAGCCAGCAAAAUCCAAAGGCCAUUUGAAGGCUGAAACUAUUUUGUUUACUACUCCACCUUGUUCUGAUCUUAAAGGGAAAAAGCACAAGCACAUAAGCUGUCCUUCUGAAGGAGCUCCACUUGUCCCAAAAGUUCUGGCAAAGCCGGAGAAUCUUUCUGCCUCUUUCAUUGUUCAGGACAUCAACAUUACUGGGCACUUUUCCUGGAAAAUAUCAAAAUCAGAUCUUCACCAGCCUAUGACAGGGUUCCAAGUCACUUGGGCUGAAGUUACAACAGAGAGCAGGCAAAACAGCUUACCCAACAGCAUCAUUUCCCAGUCACAGAUAUUGCCAGUAGAUCACUAUGUACUGACAGUGCCCAACCUGAGACCAUCGACUCUUUAUCGUUUAGAAGUACAAGUGUUGACAACAGGUGGUGAGGGGCCUGCAACAAUAAAAUCAUUCCGAACACCUGAUUUGCUGACAUCUUCACACAGGCCUCAUUUGAAACAACAUCACCCACAUCACUACAAGCCACCACCUGAAAAAUAUUAAGUUGUGCUGGAUUAUUAACUUGUCGGGGAAAAGUAAACACAUGCAAGAAAUGUACUGCAAGAAGAUUAGAAAAAAAAUAAUCUGUACAGAACUGUGGAAUGAGCUACAAUUCUAGUAGAUGGUCACCCUAUAUUAAUAGGGUUGAGAUAAGCAUGCUUGUACUAAUUGCAGGAUGAAGUAUGUCAUGCAAGAAUCAACCAUGUUCAUACAACUUAAAUAUUCAGCAUCUAUGGAAAUACAGUAUAAGAAUAUUGAAUUAUAGUGAUUUACUAUCAUCAUAGCAUACACUAUAUGUCACUCACUCUUCUCAGCCGAAGUGUGUGUGUGUGUGUGUGUGUGUGUGUGUUAUACAGAGUCCUAAACAUCUAGAUGUCAACCAACAUUCCAUAAGUUGAUAUUAUCAGUUCACUUAAAAUGUAUUUUAAAAAUGUGGUCCUGUCAUUGCUUGUCAUAACAAACAGAACAUAAUGACACAAAUUCCAUAUUUUUAUACUACAUUAAAUCACAACGGCAGAUAAAAGGAAUAUGCAGAUAUAUUAUCUUAGUCUGUAUAUAUAUAUAUUACAGUGAAUGCCCUAAUGCUAUUAAAUGCUGGUAUUCACAUGUGAAAGUUGUCAACAUCAGAUGAUCUGGGAGAAAGUAAGUGUAUUAAGAGAAAUAAAUACAUUUAAUACACAAAUAAUAAUUCUGUGGAUGUUCACUUUCAAGGUAUUCGCAUGUGGAUGCCAGCAAUCAUGUUUAGGUCUAACAUAGACUGGCCAAAGGUUAUGUAGUUUUUAAAAUAUCUGUACUAUAUAUUUCUAUUGAAAUGGAAACUAUCCCAGGAAAAUGCAGGGUUGUCUUUUUUUUUAGUUGCUGUUCACAGUGAGGUCUAAAACUUAAUUAAACCACAUGGAAUACUUAAAAUUAAAUUGCAUCUACUGAAGUGUAAGUUUAUGUAGACAAUGCAUCAUAACCAUAUAGCAUUUACUGUAACCAAGGUAAAAAUAUCAGGAAAGAAUGUCAUUGAACCAAAUGAUUGCAUUCAACACUUUGCUAAAAACCUGAUUCUAAAAGUAGCAAUUUCACAUGAGUUCUAGUCAUGUUUGUUUUCUCCUUAUCUUUUACAGUCCUCAAAAGACAACAGAAAAUAAGUCCUUGUAACCAAUAAUGUUUCUGUUGAACUUCCCAUCCUACUAUGGGUUCUUUUCUGUUUCUUCCAUGUACAUGGAGGAAACAUUUUUGUGCAUGCAGAGGAAUGUGAGGGCAGUUGACUCCAUCAGUGUAAAGGAAUAUAAAGUUUCUGGGGGAAAUUUCAGUGUAUAUUGAGCUCAGGAUUAUGCUGAUCUUUGUGUUUUUUAAGUAUUCAGAUAAUACUAUGUUACUGAACAGGCCAAUACCACUGAAGACUACCAGGCCCAUCACAGUCAAUCUGUAUUCAGCAAUUCUUUUCUGGAUCAUGCUUUCAUAUAUAUACUGUACAACUAAUAAUUUUUUCCUAGCUUAUCUUGCUGUGUAACCAUGUGUAAACGAUUUAGCAUAAAUGAUGGAAAGUCUCUAGGUACCUUUACUUUAAAUGUGAACACACCAAUCUGAUUUAGGUCCUAGAAUAAAUAGUUGUCCCUUCCUGCCUCCCCCCCCCAUACCCACCCCCCACUUAGUAGGAAACUAGAGGACUGUGGCAUGUUCCUUCAUAUUUAUGUAUCUGAGCUUUUAAAGAAGCUGAAUGAAUUAGUCAUUUCAAAGAAAAAUAUAUUUUAAAGCUGUUCCUAGAGAAGUAGAAAAAAUACGUAUGUACUGCUCUCUUAAAGAACUAGAGAGACCAUUCCAAUGUUAGUUUUUUGGUUCCAAGUACACAAAGAGAAAGACAGAGUAACACUUGAUUUAUGCCAUGGACAGUUAUGGCCUUCAAAGUACCAACUCCCUAGUUGAUAGCUAAAAACAGGUCAAUUGUUUCAAAUAAUGGGUAUAUGUUAAUUGCUGGGAAUUAUGAGCCCUGCAAAUAUUGAAUGGCAGUCCUACCAUUCCUUUUCAUUGGUUAUGCUGGCUGAGCUGCUAGAACUUGCAGCCCAACAGCUUCUGGAAAGCUGCAUGAUUCUCAACCCUGCAGUAGACUUACAUGUAUAAAAGCAAUGAUUUCAGUUCUGGUGUUAGAGCUACAGUUUUCAUGUUGCCUGAUACCAUUCAAGACAGCAGUCACAUCACAUAUAAACAGAUCAUAUGUAGAACUUUAUGACAUCAAAGGAAAUGGUACAGAUUUUCUCCCUCCCCCACACACAUAAACACACACAAACUCAGACACAAUUUGGUUUAGGUUUUGUGGGCUGAUUUACACCUGAUUUGUUGCAACAACUAAUAUUUUCUUUGAACUCAAUUUUCUGUUUGAUGGAGUUGAUUCACACUAUUAGCUACAAGUAAUAAUCUCAUGAGAAAUCACAGUACACAUGUGUAUAAGUCUUUAAAUGUGAAGCAAAACUUUCACUGAGGUCUUUGUUGAAUAUUAUAAAAAGUCAUUUCUGAAAAGAGUUAUAUGGAUACUUACAUUGCAUUAAAAUCAUAUUCUACAGGAAUAUGAUUUAAUUACAAGCCUAUCUGCUGCUUUAAAAGAAUAUAGAAGCAGGGCCUAAUUGGUUUCACUCUAAUGUAUUCCAUCUUUUCUAAAACUGGUAUAAAGGCAGCUGCAAUAAUCAUUAUUUAUUUUUAGAUUAUAACGUUCUUUUCUCCCCACUUACCCUCCUUUUGUUCUAAAGUAUUCUCAAAUUGUUGCUCAGUACCUGUGGAAUAUACCUUACUAUAAAUAUCAUAAACACCUGUACACUGUAACCCAGGAAUACUGUGCUUAUAAGUUGUUGCAUGUUUUCUUUUAAGUUUCAGAAGUUUAUUUAAAACAAGUAAAUUAAUACCUUCAGAUGUUGAUGGCUCUAUAUAGUUUUGCAUGCCAAAACUCAUAACUCAGUUAUAGGCAUGAAUUGUAUGACUGUAUUACCGCUAUUGAAUAUAUUGGUAAGGUACAAUUUGCAAAGUAAUUAACAGAGGUUCUAUCAGUAAAAUAUUUUUCCCCUUUAUGUAAUUAUAUUGUAGUGUGGAGAUAACAGAGCUACUUAUCUGUUAACUAAAUUGGCUGUAGAAAUCAUGUUCUUUAUAACAGACAUUAAAAGUCAGUAUUUAUUUAUAUAUGUUAUACAAAAGAGGGUUAAUUUGUGUGUAAGUGUGUGUCAUGUUACUUAGAGGGAAUAAUGUUUCUUGUAAAAACAUUUUGUAAAAAUAUUGUAAAUAGUCUGCUCUGUUUCUCAUUAUUUUCAUGUUUAGAUUUUGUACAUAUGUUUAAGUAAUA